Messenger RNA from Chilo suppressalis (striped riceborer), 3324 nucleotides. NCBI's taxonomy places the organism in Eukaryota, Metazoa, Arthropoda, Insecta, Lepidoptera, Crambidae. The record is from the annotation of a GenBank genome assembly.
CUGGUCGCCAUAUUUGUGGCGAUAAUAGUUCUUGGGCUUUCCUAAAUAAUUUUCGUCGUUAACGACGAAAGGGAGUAAUAAAUACUCCCUUUUUUGUGUUGGUAGUGUGAAUACUAUUAUUUACCGCUAGGUAAAACUUGCUUUUGAAGAAAAAUAUACUUUUUCUUUGUUUCGUAUUAUAAACAUGGCUUUCUAAAAUGUCGGCCUUGCACGUAAUUUCGUUAUCUCCUCGCGGAGUGUCCCACUCAGCUGUUUUUGUGGAUGUUGGAGGAAUCCAGGAUGGACAAGAAAUCAUUAAAUCGCUCUUCUCAACCACAGUCGAGGGCAUCCGCUCUCGACAGUAAGAAAAAUUCAGAAUCAACUCAUAAGCCUUGGCCACGAAACAAUAAGAAACGCGAAGGUCAAGGGUCUUCAUCUAAAAAUGAACCAUACUGCAAGAAUGCUCCUGCACAACGAGGUAGAGGUCCUGUUGAUAGACGCCCACGCACUCGUGGUCCACCCAGUUUCAACGUGGGUGGAGCGCAGAAUGCCAGGCUAGAGUAUGAUGAAGAUGAGCCAGAGAUUGGCCCUGUAUUUGUGCCGAAAAGCAAGAAGCAAAAUCUGAACCAUUUGCUGAACUUUAUGUAUCCCACCCAUGGGGGAACAGAGCGCAGGGGUCAUCAACCGCAAUCUCGUCGUCCUACUUACCAUAGAGUCUCUACCCGUCAUGAACACGAUCUCUACUUACGGGCUUAUUGUCAAUUUGUAGUCAAGGAGGAUGGGGAUUAUGAUGCUAACUUGUUGGAUCCUGACUUGCCUGUGAAAUGGGAUCAAGUAGAAGAAAUUGUUGUGCGCAGCACCGGCAACACGGAAUGCCCAAUAUGUCUCGGCGCACCGGUCGCGGGGCGCGCGGGCCUAUGCGGCCACGUGUACUGCUGGCCGUGCGCGCUGCACUACGUGGCCGCCAGCGAGAAGCAGCCGCCGCCGUGCCCCGUGUGCGCUGCCCCGCUGCACGUGCCUGACAUGAGGCCCACCAGGACGGUGCAGUGGCCGCCGCCCGCGGACGAGAUUACAAUGAGGUUGGUGCGUCGUUUGAGAGGUUCAACUACUGUUGAAAUUGCACCGCCACGUGGAACACUUACUGAUAUAAAACAAUCUCCUAUUUUACCUCUGGAGAGUGUGAACCAGGCACCUUACUCCAAGUUCUUUACAGCUUCAACAAAACAGGUCCAGGAGAUAUUAGAGAGGGAAAGAAAUGAAAUCCAGAAACAGAUAAUGGCUGAAAUUGAUACAACUGAAAUAGUGUUUAUGGAGCAAGCUCUAGCUAUUCUAAAGAAAAAAGAAGACGAUAUAAAAGAACAACUUGACAAGCCAAAAAUCCAACAGAAUCUGAUGGAAGAAGAAGUUCCUUUAGUUUAUGAAGCACAGUCAAUUAAUGAGAAAAGAAUUGAUUGGUUCGAUGUACCUGAUGAGGCAACAGGUUUGAAUUUAGAAGAAGGCGUGAAUUUACUUCAGAAACAAAUAGCAGUACUUGAUAUAGAUGCAGAAGAUUCAAACCUUAACCCUGAUGCACCAACUUUCAUGUUAAAAAAUGACGUGGAUGAGAACGAGCCAGAAGAAUUUCCUUUGAUUGAAAAUGAUUUGUCUCAAGAGGAAGAAACUGUUGAUGAUAAUCCUUCUAUCACUGAUAUUGACAAACAGAAUCAAGUGAAAUAUUUUUACUUUUACCAAGCUGAGGAUGGACAACAACUGUUCCUCAAUAGCUUGAAUGUGCGCAUUUUGAAUGCGUCUUGGGGCACUCUGUCUGCCGCGCCGCCAAUCAUUCGAGGACGCGUUUUGCAUCGAGAAACUAUACCACUCACAGAACAGACGCGAAAACACAUGCCCUAUACUGCUCACUUACCUAUGCAUUGCUCAUUUGAUAUUGUGGAAUUGGAUCUCCAACCACCAUAUGUUACAAACACCGCUCUCAAAAGUUUCUCAGAGGAGUUAGUACGCCGUGCCCGUAUUCGCGCCCGCCACGAGCGUGACGAGAGACGUCGCGAACGCGAAUUCCGUCGUGCUAUGGAAGGCCCUCCUAAGCCUGACUUCUCGUCCGCAGUUCUGUUUCCACCAGCUACCCUCAGCAGUCCGGUUGAUUCUCCACUGCUGUCUACAUCGCUUGAGGAACCGUCUCCUUCUCCGACAGCGUCUUCUUCCUCUGGACCGUCAUUUGCUAAGAUGGCGAGCACAAGCGGCACAUGGCGAGUGAGGCGCGUGGAAGCCCCGCCACCCCCGCCGCCUGAAGACGAGCCUUCCGCUCCCAGGACCCUGAGCCUCAGCGACGCCAUAGAAGCCGCACUCCAAGCCUCUCCCGCGCCGUCCUCCAAGAAAAACAAAAAAACUAAGGCCAAAAAGAUCUUAUUCGCCACUGGCAUGCAACGAACAGACUAAUGAGACCUUAGCUCCCACAACCCCUUAGCCUUAGCGACUCCAUAGAAGCCGCCCUACACGCCCCUCCCUCGCCCUCCUCCAAGAAAACAAAAAGACUAAGGCCACGAAGAUCUUUUUCACCGCCCGCAUGUAACGUACAGAUUAACAAGAUAACAAGAGAAGUUGAGCUUAUCCUUCAUUAACUAUUUGCAUAAAGAAUUUCCUUUAUUUUCAGCUAGAUGUUAACAUAUAUUUAUCAUGUAUAGUUAAAAUAUUUAUUGCAGAUUAUUUUCCAAAUAAUGUUUAUAUGUCACAGGUACUACUGUUAUCGUAAUCGUUGAGCUACUUUUAUAUUAUUUUAUUGAAAAGAAAUUGACAGUUUACUUUUAUGGUCUGCGCAUAUGAGAGGCUUUUGUCCUCAAAUGCCCGCCGUGGACUUGUCACGGACUCGACGAACACGAUGUGCGAACGAAAAUUUAGAGAAUCGCACGUUAAGCCUAUUGUAUACAUCGGAUUGAGCGCGCAAUGAGCAAUCAUGAGAUCUAUUUUUUUCGGGAUGUCCCUGUACUUUUGUCAAGUGCAGUCUCUCGGUGUCCUCGGUUAUUUGGGGAAUUUGCCCCUACUUUUGUUCUCUCCUUGUGUGCGUUACUCUAUGCAGUUAUAAGUAAUCUAUUUUGGCGGACAGAAGUUCCUCGUCUGCGCAGGCCCUUACUGCUAUCAUUAUUUUUUUAAGAUACUUUAACUAAUAAAAUAAAGUUUUAGUGAUCCACAGGGCUGAUGUACGUAGUUGAUAAUGACAAACUGAAUAUUAUUAAAUUUUUGGUAUUAAUGUGAUUUACCUACGAUGAACAUUUAUGUAUCGAUUUUUAAAGUGAUGUUUAGUUGACGGUAGUUAUAGCUUUCAAAUGUCUACAUGAUAUUCAGUGAAUAAAU